Amblyraja radiata (thorny skate) is the source of this 2873-nucleotide messenger RNA. It is a transcript of the gene gtpbp10, whose product is annotated as GTP-binding protein 10 (putative). Gene Ontology annotation, cellular component: mitochondrion. The transcript has 10 exons. The record is from RefSeq and is a predicted model, not a curated record. Gene Ontology annotation, molecular function: magnesium ion binding; GTP binding; GTPase activity. Bases 855 to 1871 code for a protein of 338 amino acids. Lineage: Eukaryota; Metazoa; Chordata; Chondrichthyes; Rajiformes; Rajidae.
GGAUGUAUAGGGCAUGGUCGCCGCCACUGGGAUGUAUAGGACAGUAUAGGGCAUGGUCGCCUCCACAGGGAUGUAUAGGACAGUAUAGGGCAUGGUCGCAGCCACUGGGAUGUAUAGGACAGUAUAGGGCAUGGUCGCCUCCACAGGGAUGUAUAGGACAGUAUAGGGCAUGGUCCCUGCCACUGGGAUGUAUAGGACAGUAUAGGGCAUGGUCGCCGCCACUGGGAUGUAUAGGGCAUGGUCGCCGCCACUGGGAUGUAUAGGACAGUAUAGGGCAUGGUCACUGCCACUGGGAUGUAUAGGACAGUAUAGGGCAUGGUCGCCGCCACAGGGAUGUAUAGGACAGUAUAGGGCAUGGUCGCCGCCACAGGGAUGUACAGGACAGUAUAGGGCAUGGUCGCCGCCACUGGGAUGUAUAGGGCAUGGUCGCCGCCACUGGGAUGUAUAGGGCAUGGUCGCCGCCACAGGGAUGUAUAGGGCAUGGUCGCCGCCACUGGGAUGUAUAGGACAGUAUAGGGCAUGGUCGCAGCCACUGGGAUGUAUAGGACAGUAUAGGGCAUGGUCGCAGCCACAGGGAUGUAUAGGACAGUAUAGGGCAUGGUCGCAGCCACUGGGAUGACGGGCUAUUAAACCACACUGGGGAGAAGGAAUUGGUGACCUUUCUUCAGACUCACAGUAAAGAUGAGGGAGUGGGGGCCUGGAAAAAGGAAGCAAUUGAAGUGACGAAGGGUGUGAGAGGUGUCUUGGACAUCACUUCAACUCGGGAGGUAUUGGACCAGGGGGGAUAGGAUGGAGUCGAGUAUGGCAACUUCAUUGACAAUCUUAGAGUGUAUGUCCGUGGAGGGAGUGGUGGAAUGGGGUUCCGUAAACUUGGAGGUGAAGGUGGGAAUGGUGGGAAUGUCUUCAUUGUUUCGCAAGAUGGAAUGACCUUAAAGAUGAUCAAGGAUAAAUAUCCAAAUAAACGUUUUGUAGCUGGUGUCGGUGUUAACAGCAGCAUUCGCUCACUUAAAGGCGCAAAGGGAAAAGACUGUGAAAUUUAUGCUCCAGCUGGAAUUUCAAUCACUAAUGAUAAUGGGAAAAUAAUAGGUGAACUAAAUAAAAAAGGAGAUCGGUUAAUUGUAGCCCAUGGUGGUCAUGGUGGGUCAUUUAAGACUUACUUUCUGCCUUCCAAGGGCCAAGCUGGAAUCAUAAGAAUGGAUUUGAAGCUGGUAGCUGAUGUAGGAUUGGUUGGGUUUCCGAAUGCUGGGAAAUCUACACUGUUGAGUCAGAUGUCUCAUGCAAAACCGAAAAUUGCGGAUUAUCCAUUCACCACCUUGAGACCAGAAAUUGGAACGUUAAUAUAUAGUGAUUACAAACGGGUAUCAGUAGCAGAUCUGCCUGGUUUGAUUGAAGGUGCGCACCUAAAUAAAGGAAUGGGUCACAAGUUCCUUAAACAUGUAGAGAGGACCAAGCAACUACUUUAUGUGGUGGAUGUGACUGGAUUUCAACUUUCAUCUAAAACACCAUUUAGAACAGCGUUUGAAGCUAUUAAUUUUUUAACAAAGGAGUUGGAACUCUAUAAAGUAGAGCUUUUAUCAAAACCUGCACUAUUAGCUGUAAACAAAAUGGAUUUGGAGGAUGCUGGAGAAAAAUUUAAAGAGCUGCUGCAACAACUUCAGCAGCCUCAAGACUUUUAUCACUUAAUACCAGAAGAGAUGGUUCCCAAGAGGCCAGUCCAAUUUAAACACAUAAUCCCAGUGUCUGCAUUGACUGGAUGUGGAAUUGAAGACUUGAAAAACUGUAUUCGAAAAUCAUUAAAUGAUCAGGAUGAUCUGGAACAUGACCAUUAUAGGCUUGAAAAACUGCAGAGUUUACGUACAAACACUUUUUGAAAGUAUUUAGAACAUUCAAAACUCUUGAUUAUUGGAGCUAAUGAAUCUACUAGAAAGACACAGUAAACACAUGAUUAUGUUCACGAUUAAAUUGCAAUUAGGGCCCUUAUUUGACUUUAAAUGCUCAGACAUUGCUCGUGCUGAACACAUUUGUGAAGGACAGUUGGUGGUACACGUUGCAAGUCAAUCAAUGAAAACAAAGCUCAAUAAAAUAGAGUUUCCACAGUUUACACUUAAUUAUUCUGUACACAAAAUUGAAAGAACUUUCUACCUUACAAAUCAUGUUUUUUUCCUAACUGGCAUAUCAUCUGUCUGCUUUCUAUUGCAAUGAAGAAAAGCACCUGGAACAAAAAUGAUGAAGAAGCUGUAGACGGGACGCACAGGGGCCAUGUCUACAGAGAGCCACACCCAUCCAACUGCAAUGUGAGGUUUUUGAGCCUUUACAAUUUUUAUUAUUGAGUCAGCAUCUUGAGAAUGAUUUUUAUACAAAGGAUACAGCAGACCUUUUUGUAACAAACAGGACAAAGGAUGCAUGAAGAAAGUGGUAUUUAGAACCCCAUGGGGACACAGCCUAUGGAAUCAGAUCAUUUUGCGAUGCAGGGGAUGCUCUCAGCUCAUUGAUUCAGAUUAUUGUUGUGGACCACUUGCAGGAUAUUUUAGUUCCAUCCACACACAGAUCUAUGCACUGCGUGGCACAGUGGUUGAGCUGCUGCCUCACAGCUAGUUACCUGGGUUUGAUCCUGACUACUCAUGCUGCCUGUGCGGAAUUUGUACAUUCUCCUUGUGACCACGUGGGUUUUCUCCGGUGCAUGCCAUGUCCAUUCCUCUGCCUACUUGAGUGGUGGAGCCCAUGUCAAUCCUUGCCACUGACCCCUGUGCUCCCAGUGCUGGUGUGUGAAAUUAGUAAAUUUGGUAAAUUGCUAUCAUGUUCAUUGCUGCUGUGAUACUGUAGAAAAUGCUAAGUGAUCUAAGCACUGCCAAUGAAUAUCAUAUAUAACAUUG